UUUUUAAUUAUUUUAUCAAUUAUAAUAAUUUUUGUAAAUUUUUGCCAUUGGUAUGUUUAUUAUUGUUGUUUUUGUAAAAUUCUUAUAAUUUUAAUUUUGUUUUAUAUUUUUUCAAGUUUAUUAUUUCGUGAUAAUGUAAAAUUUCGUCAUCCACAAAUCAACAAUAAUAAUGAUGUUGAUAAUAAUGAUAAAUGUUCGAAAUUAAUACAAAAAAUUAAUGAUACACAUUUGAAUCGUGCAUUCAUUGAAGCAUUAUCCAUUCAUAAUCGUAUUAGUGAUUUGGAACAGGAUUUAGAUCGUAAACAUUUGGAUACAAUCAAUACAACAACCAUUACAUCAUUAGCACGUCAUAUAAUACCUGCUAAACAUCAACAUGAAAUUCUUGAACUGCAUCAUGAACAACGUCCAUAUGAAGAAGCGUCGAAAAUUAUUGCCAAAAAUUUUUCAUUAAGUUUGGAAAAAAUUCGUGAUCUAAGCCAUAUAUCAGCCACUAAUCUAACAAUCGAUCAUCAACAUUAUCGUUCAAAACGACAAACAUGUAAACCACCGAUAUUCUGUAAUCGUAAUCGUUUUCGUACAGCCGAUGGUAGCUGUAAUAAUUUACGUAAUCCACGUUGGGGAAAAUCAUUUGAAUGUGUUAUUCGUUUAUUGGAUCCUGAUUAUUCUGAUGGUAUUUCGAAACCACGUUUAUCUGCAUCAGGUAAUCCAUUACCGAAUGCAAGAAUGUUAUCCGGUAGAAUACAUCCACAAGAAGAUGCACAAGGAAAUUUUACACAUAUGCUGAUGCAAUAUGGACAAUUUUUAGAUCAUGAUAUUUCAUUAUCACCGGUUAAUCGUUUGAAUCGUGUUGGUAUUAAUUGUUGUCCACGACCAACACAUCCAGAAUGUUUCCCGAUUGAAGUUUUUCCAAACGAUAGUGUAUUUGGACGUGAAAAUAAACGUUGUUUAAAUUUUGUACGAUCAACAUCAUGUUUAACAUGUCGUUUUGGACCACGUUUACAAUUGAAUAAAUUAACAUCGUUUAUUGAUGCAUCAAAUAUCUAUGGUAAUACAAUGGAAGAGACAAGAAAUUUACGUUUGUUUAAUAGAGGAAUGUUAGUAUUCGAUACUGAUCGUCGUGAUAAUAUGAUUUUACCACAAAGUAAUGAUGUACUUAAUGAUCAAUGUUCAGAACCAUCGAAAAGAUCUAUUUGUUUUCGUGCUGGUGAUAAUACACGUGUCAAUCAACAUCCUGGUUUAUUAGUUUUACAUACUAUUUGGCUUCGUCAACAUAAUCGUAUUGCAAAUAUGUUGAUUGAAUUGAAUCCAAAUUGGAAUGAUGAAAGAAUAUUUCAAGAAACUAGACGUAUUAUUGGUGCACAAAUGCAAAUGAUUACCUAUAAUGAAUUUUUACCAAUUGUUUUGGGACAGAAUGCAAUGUCUUUUUAUAAAUUAACUGUACUUCGAAAUGGUUUUACUACAUAUGAUUCGAAUGUAAAUCCAUCGAUAAUCAGUGAAUUUUCAACCGCUGCAUUUCGUUUUGGUCAUAGUUUAAUAAAUGGAAAAUUUACAAUGAUUGGUGCCGAUAGUCGAAGAUCAACAUUCAAUUUGAAAGAUAAUUUUUUUUCACCAUCACGAUUACGUAAUGGUGAAUUAGAUCAGAUUGUACGUGGUUUAGUUGGAAAAAGUGCACAACGAUUUGAUCCAUUUUGUCAUUCAGAUUUACGUAAUAAUUUAUAUAAAUCAAAAAAUGAAUUAAGCGGUUCAGAUUUACCUGCAAUGAAUAUACAACGUGGACGUGAUCAUGGUAUACCUGGCUAUGUACAUUAUCUACAAUUAUGUUUCGAAGAUAAAAUUACAACAUUCGAACAAUUAGAUCAAUAUAUGCCAAAAGAACAACGUCAAAGAUUUCAACAACAUUAUGAUUCGGUUGAAGAUAUUGAUCUAUUUUCUGGUGGUGUUUCUGAAUUACCAUUAAUCGAUGCUGUUGUUGGACCAACAUUUGCCUGUAUAAUUGGUGUACAAUUUAAUCAUCUAAAAUAUGGUGAUCGUUAUUAUUUUGAACAUGAUAAUCAAGAUGGAUCAUUUACAAAAGAACAAUUACAAUCAAUAAGACAAACAUUAUUUUCGAAAAUAAUUUGCGAAAAUGGUGAUGAUUUUCAACGAAUUCAUCGUAAAGUUUUCUUACUCAAUAAUGAAAGGUAAGUGUUUGUAUGUGUGUGUGUAU
Messenger RNA from Dermatophagoides pteronyssinus (European house dust mite), 2206 nucleotides. Its product is annotated as salivary peroxidase/catechol oxidase-like. Gene Ontology annotation, biological process: response to oxidative stress. Lineage: Eukaryota; Metazoa; Arthropoda; Arachnida; Sarcoptiformes; Pyroglyphidae. The record is from RefSeq and is a predicted model, not a curated record. Gene Ontology annotation, molecular function: heme binding; peroxidase activity.